This is a messenger RNA of Brienomyrus brachyistius, 536 nucleotides long. RefSeq names its product glutamine-rich protein 2-like. The coding region runs from base 47 to 469 and encodes 140 amino acids. NCBI's taxonomy places the organism in Eukaryota, Metazoa, Chordata, Actinopteri, Osteoglossiformes, Mormyridae. The record is from RefSeq and is a predicted model, not a curated record. The transcript has 4 exons.
UGAUCAUUAAUGUAAAUGAGGGAAGCCCAGCCCUGGCCUCAAACGGAUGUACACAUCCAGCCCUGGCCUCAAGCGGAUGUACACAUCCAGCCCUGGCCUCAAGCGGAUGUACACAUCCAGCCCUGGCCUCAAGCGGAUGUAUACAUUCAGCCCUGGCCACAAGCGGAGGUACACAUCCAGCCCUGGCCACAAGCAGAGGUACACAUCCAGCCCUGGCCACAAGCAGAGGUACACAUCCAGCCCUGGCCACAAGCAGAGGUACACAUCCAGCCCUGGCCUCAAGCAGAGGUACACAUCCAGCCCUGGCCUCAAGCAGAGGUACACAUCCAGCCCUGGCCUCAAGCAGAGGUACAUAUCCAGCCCUGGCCACAAGCAGAGGUACACAUCCAGCCCUGGCCUCAAGCAGAGGUACACAUCCAGCCCUGGCCUCAAGCAGAGAUACACAUCCAGCCCUGGACUGCUUUAUUGAAGCCAUGAAUUAGGCAGUUACUUGCCUCACCUGAUAAUUCAGGCACAAAGCAGGUGCUAAUUGAAAU